This is a messenger RNA of Caenorhabditis auriculariae, 1485 nucleotides long. NCBI's taxonomy places the organism in Eukaryota, Metazoa, Nematoda, Chromadorea, Rhabditida, Rhabditidae. The record is from the annotation of a GenBank genome assembly.
AUGUCCAAAGAAGGUGAUCAUUUUCGUUUGUUAAUCUGUAAAAGUAAGUCCUUUCCAUUCCAAUAAAGGCGGCAUAUUCGAAUUUCGAAUUCGUGAAGUUCUUCCAUUUUUUCCCCAUUUAUCUUGCCACCUAACAAUAUAUUGUACUUCUUGAAGAAGGAAUUGAUAAAGUUUUAGCCUUACCGAUAUAUCCCGGUUAAACGAAGAGCCAAUGUUUCAGUGGGUGAUCAGUACUGUGGAUUGGACAAUUUGGGCGCUCCGCCUCCUCCGCCGCCAGCUGCUGCCAAUCCGCUCCCGCCGCCUCCAGCAGCAGCCUUACCUGCUUCACUCGGAACUCCACCUCCACCUCCGCCGCCGGCCUUUCCGCCCGGUGUUAUUAGAGGCGCACUCAGGUACUUCCCCAAAUAUCAUGUAUCAUUAAAAAAAAGGUUUAGAAUGAAUAUUAUCAAGAUCAAAAUUUUCUACAUUUUACUCCAAGAAAAAAUAGGUUCAAACAUCUUUGGGAGCUAGAGCCAAUUAGAGGCGCAAAAAAUGUCUAACCGAUAAGAUAAACAACUUUUGAUCUUAUGGAGCUUUGUAAAUAUGAACUUGAUAAGUUGAAAUAAUAGAAAACUUUAUUGUCAAAGAAUAUUCGAAAAUCAGUAUCGCUCUCUCUAAGGCUUUGAACUCUCAAAAACAAAACUUUGAAAAAAUAUUUUUUAUUUCCUUAAGGAAUUCAGAGAAGAUUUUUUCAUAGUUUCUGAAUCUCUGAAUGUUAUUCAUUAUUUUUACUCAGCCAAAAUUCAAAGGUUAUCGAUGAAAAUUCCAUCUUCACGCGUAAAAUAACUGGAGCGUGUCUGUAUGCUUUUACGACUUCACGAACUUGAAUCUUCAAAUCAAGGAAAUAUGAUAAAAGUAGUAGCUUCGAAUACACAAAAUGGGAUAUUUCAAAAAACGACUUUUCAGGGAAAAUGAUGAUACCGAUUUGAAUUCUGAAGUUAAGACCAAGAAACUCUCUAUUCUGGAUGCAAAACCUCCGGGUGAGACAAAAUUCGAUCUUUGGUCAAGGAUUAUCUUGAUAACACUUCAAUUAGUUCUAUUCGUACCCCAUUCGCCACGACUCGAAACAGUCUGACCUCUAUGUUCUCUUUUCUCUUUCAGUGGGGACAUAAAAAGCACAUAACGACGAGAGAGCAGAAAAAGUAGACUGCUUCGAGUUGUGAAGAAUGGGACAAAAUUGACUAUAAAGAUCAUAUUUUCAUUCAUAAGAAACAUGACACGUUUGAGGAGCAAAAAAGUCAGGAAGUGCCGAAAGAGACGCGGAGGAAAAGGCGAGAACCGUCACAAUAGUUUCCUCCUUUCUUCAGACUAUUCACGAUAAGAGUUUAGGUCAGAUGUGUGACCUACGCGAUGCACGGGAUCACUGUCAUUCUCUUUGUCUUAUGGCUGGUGAUCCUUCUCACGGGACUCAAGAUAGUUGGCAUAGCUGAGAGUCUCCUAAACUAA